UGCCUUGGCUAUAUCUCCGCCUCCGUGUUGCCCCGCCCUUCUCCAACCGCGUGUCAGUGGUCGGGACUGGGUGCUUGUUGUGGAGCGGGAUUGUUGCUCAAUUGGGAGAUCUGAUAUUGUCCUCAGCUGAAUACUGUCUAUAAACUUCCUUACUAAUCAGAAGAGGCGUGGUGAGAGACCAUCGUCCCGUGGUGAUGGCGUUUUCUGUCGUCCUGCGUCACACCACGCUCCUGCAGGUCCUGCUGGUUGCAGCCAUGUCUGAUGAGAGGAACGUCAAUCACAUCAACUUCUACAACAUCGUGCCUCCCGCAGACGUGACCCCUUUCCCCAAAAGCUUCAAGUGCUACACCUGCGAGCAUGCCGUGGACAACUACAGCUGCAACCGCUGGGCGGAGGACAAGUGGUGUCCAGAGAAUACACAGUUCUGCAUGACUGUGCAUCACUUUACCGGCCACGGGAAGACCAAGUCUGUGACCAAGAGGUGUGUGAGCAGAGCGGACUGUUACUCUGUGGGCUGCCAGCACCACAGAGACGCCGAGCACAUGGAGUGCAUAUCCUGCUGCGAAGGCAUGGCCUGCAAUGUGGAGGUCCCGACCAAUCACAGCACAGCAGUGUUCUCCAUGAGACACACCCCCAACGACUCUGCGUCGUCCGAUUGGGCCUGGAGGGUUCCGAUGCUGCUUGCCACGGUGUUCACGGUGACGGUGGUGUUGUGAUGCCAGUCACGGACCUGUAGAGUCGCUGUCACACGGACUGUGGAACUAACCGACUCUUUGCAACUGCUCUGUGGAUGGGUGGAAGAGCUUGGUGCGGACGCUGUCAAACAGGCCAGGCCUGAAGCCUCAUUACGAGAUGACAAACGGAGACCCGUGUCCAAACAGAAUUGCUUUUUUGACUUACAGGGGGUCAAAAAAUCGCACGCGUUUGUCUGACCUCAGGGUGCUCAUACAGCAAGAAUGGUUAAUCCGUUUGUAACUCGAGGACAUGCUGUGUUUGAGGCAAAAGGGCCUCAGCGAUUGACCCCAGGUAUUGCACGUGGCCCUGCGCCGUCAUUCGUAACACACAGGAUCUGACAGGGGUAUUCAGGAGCACCUAGGGCUGGACUCAAUUAAAUGUUAACAUUCAUGGUUUUCCAUAUGUCAAUCAGUCAGCCUGAACACUGAAGAUCCAUAGUCAAACAGUACAGAGGCCACAGAUAGGACAUUAUGGCAUCUGUUAAGGACUUGAUACAGGUCUGUGACUGUGGUUCUGCGAUGGAGAUAUUGGAUUAUGGAGCACUACUGGUUUGCAAAUCAAAUGUGAAUAUUCACUAACUUAUUAAAUAAAUGGUCAUUAAUG
Conger conger (European conger) is the source of this 1338-nucleotide messenger RNA. RefSeq names its product ly6/PLAUR domain-containing protein 6B-like. The transcript is spliced from 5 exons. Gene Ontology annotation, molecular function: acetylcholine receptor regulator activity. The coding region runs from base 195 to 716 and encodes 173 amino acids. NCBI's taxonomy places the organism in Eukaryota, Metazoa, Chordata, Actinopteri, Anguilliformes, Congridae. The record is from RefSeq and is a predicted model, not a curated record.